Suillus subaureus is the source of this 165-nucleotide messenger RNA. RefSeq lists its product as uncharacterized. The annotation marks the transcript as partial. Lineage: Eukaryota; Fungi; Basidiomycota; Agaricomycetes; Boletales; Suillaceae. The transcript has a single exon. The record is from RefSeq and is a predicted model, not a curated record.
UCUCAUGCAAGUAUUCUUGAAUCUGAUAUAACAUUAUGUAGUGAUGUGUUCGACUUUGUCCUCACUUUUGCGGGCAUAUCAACAAUUGAUUCCAUAGUCAUCCCAGCAUUACAUCAUUUCAUCGAAAAUGUCUAUGUAUUUGACAUGCAAAUCUGGGAUAUGAUG